Trichobilharzia szidati is the source of this 2339-nucleotide messenger RNA. The record is from the annotation of a GenBank genome assembly. NCBI's taxonomy places the organism in Eukaryota, Metazoa, Platyhelminthes, Trematoda, Strigeidida, Schistosomatidae.
AAAUUAACAUUUUACAUCAGAAAAUAUAUAUAAUUUCAACAACAAAAAACAAGAAGGUGCCCAAGUUAUGUGUGACACAUCAGCCUCAUGUUAUUCCAGCUUGUAUAAAUCUAUUAACUUUUCUACACAACUGAACAGUUCUAAACGUGAGGAAUUAUUAAGUAUAUUUUGGGAAGAAUUUGAAGAGUCUCGGAAUCAAUCGAAAAUCCCCACUGUAUUACUUGUGACAACAAUUAUCAUAUUUUUAGGAAUGAUACUGUUCGGUGCUUUCGGCAGCAGUUUAGUUAUCUAUGUUGUCUUGAGAAAACGUUCUAUGCGAACCCGGGGAAAUUUAUUCAUAUUGAAUUUAGCUAUUUCUGAUUUAACGUUAUGCCUUAUCACACAACCAUUCAAUCUAUUACGAUUGUUAACAGGCAAUCGUAAUUGGGCGCUUGGAUUAUUUAUGUGUAAAUUUUCUGCAAUGUUUCAGGGGACUAAUAUAUUUGUAUCGACAAUAAGUAUAACAGCGAUUGCAAUUGAUAGAUUUCAAUGCAUAAUUUAUCCAACAGCGAAUCGUGGAAGUAAUACAACCGCGAUAAAAGUCAAUUAUAUCACAUGGAUUACAGCAUUUAUUCUAGCCAGUCCACUUGUCUACUUUUCACGUAUCACAGAAAUGAAUCACUUACAAUGCACAGAAAAAGCAGACAACCCGACAACACAAAAAUUUAAAUUAUUCUAUUCAUUAGCUGCAUUAAUUAUACAAUAUAUGACACCAUUGGUUAUUGUAACAAUUGUUUAUUAUCGUAUUUGUUUAAGUAUACGUGAUCGUAAAGAGCGCGCAAUUCAAAAAAUCUGCCUCUCACAAAUUAUUCGAGCUAAUAUGGAUCCACAGAAUGAUAAAUACGAGUCCCUAACACAUACAAACGAUAAAAAUAAUAACAAUAAUAAUAUUUCUAGUAGAAACAAUUAUAACGAUAAUAUAUAUGCCCCGAAAAAUACAAGCCCAACAUAUUAUCAAAAAACUAAUAAUAAUGGAUUAGAUAGACAGAAAACACUUCUGUCACCUUCAUCUGUGAACUCAACAUCCGCGUCGCAGAAAGAAGUGAUCGAUCGUCGACAUCGUAAAGCGAUUAUCCUGUCAACUGUUAUUGCAAUUGUAUUCUGUUUAAGUUGGUUACCAAUUAACACCCUGAAUGUGAUUAGCGAUAUGCGUGAACUGGAAAUUGUAACCGCCUACGAUUUGGCCUUCAGAAAUUUAAAAUCUUAUAAAACCAGUCAAAACAUAUCAACGAAUAAUAACAAUAAUAAUAAUGAUAAUACUAAUAGUACAGUGAAGAUUGAAUCGACCGCCAGUAGCGGAGAUUCAAUGUCUCAACAUUCAAUAAGCAUUUUAAAAGCUAUCAGUAAGAUAAAGAGUAUUGAAGCGAACAAUAUUGAUGCUAUCACUGUGAUAAUAACACAAGCUUUAUGUUUAUUGUUAAUCUUGAGUUCUGCUUGUGUUAAUCCAAUCCUUUAUGGUUGGUUAAAUAAAUCCUUUCGAUCAGAAUUCUACCAGGUGUUUCAUAUACACUCAACAAUACUGCCGAAUAUAAAAUCUUCGCAUAAAAACAUCACUCAAGAUAAUAUCACUAGUAAUAGAAAUAAUGAAACUGGGCAUAGACAUCUGGACAGUGAACAAGCAGAGUAUGUCGAACAACUACCAACAAAUUAUCACUAUGUGAAUCCUGUAACUACUACUGAUACAGCAACAAAAAAUGCUAAUAGUAAUCAUAAACAUUUAAUGAAAAAAAUUAUCGAAACAAAAAAAUCAACUGAAAAGCGUUCCUUAUCAUCGACACAAGAUUCGUGUACAGUCUUCUCACUGUUCACAUCACGAUCAGUUGAGUUGAAUUCGGCACAGAUUUCGAGUAAUAGUGGCAGUAAUAACACAACUAAUAAUAAUAAUAACAAUACUACUACUAAUAAUAGUAGUAAUACAAACGGCUCUUAUGAUACUUUAUCACAAACGAUAAGAAACAGUUUCAUAUCAAAAAAUGCAGAAGAUCAUUCAACCGCUUCCAACGAAAUAUCUGUACAGAUGAAUUAUGAACAAGAUCAUAUACAAUCAGCGGGAAAUAAUAGAAAUACUAAUAAUUCGAACAGUACAAACGUGAACACUUCAUUGAAAAGAUGCUUUCUUCUGGAUAAAACUGAAGAUGAGGAUGAAUGCGAUAUUAUUCCUGAAUCGGAUAGUAUCACAGAUCCAACACACCUUAGAUAUCUACCUGAUAUAACAUCUGUUUGAAGUGAAAAAAAAUAUGAAAACCUUCAUAAUAGAUAUAUAUAUUGAUGUUUUCUACGAAAAAUAAUUUUUUUUCCCG